Molecule: messenger RNA, 3546 nt
Organism: Zea mays
Lineage: Eukaryota; Viridiplantae; Streptophyta; Magnoliopsida; Poales; Poaceae
Product: Protein AE7-like 1
Exons: 5
Coding region: 2757-3248 (163 amino acids)
Source: RefSeq, a predicted model, not a curated record
AUCCCAGACCAGGUUUCCUACCAAUAAUCUUUACACGAGCAGUACCCAUCUCUGAAAUGGUGAAACCUCGUUGCAUCUCGCACUAUGAUCUCCCUAUCCACGAAUUUGGAGAUGAACUUGAUCGCCGUGUGGCAGUCAUUGCACACCCGCAGGUUCUUCAUGAUCCGCAGGGUCGUCUUUUCCGGAGUGCUGAUGAGGCCGAACGCGAUGGCAAGCUUCUCGCUGUGGCGGCUCAGCAACUCUUCCUUCAGCUCGUCAUCAACGUCGUGCAGGACGGAGUUCAGGUCGGGGACAAAUCCCGCCUUCUUGAUCUCCUCCCACAUUUCAGCGGCCUUCCGGUAGAUCGAAUCCCUCUGCGGAUGCAGGACGUCGUCUGCUCCGAAGACGUGAACCUUGCCUCGUACAUGGGUCCAGCUGAAACCGGUCUCCUUCUUCACUCCUUUGUCCUUCCUCAGCUUCCAGAUCCUCGCUGCGUCGUUCCACCUCCCACAGGCAGAGUAGACGUUGGCGAGGGCGGAGUAGGCGCCACUGUUGUGAGGGUCAAUUGACAGCAACUUCCCUGCUGCGAGCUCUGCUAAAUCUGCAUUCUUACGCACCCUGCAAGCUGCAAGGAGCGAACCCCAGACUACUGUAUCUGGCGCAACAGGCAUCCGUUGGAUGAAUUCGUGAGCUUCUGUGAGCAGGCCGGCACGGGCAUGCAGGUCAACCAUGCACGCGUAAUGGCUCAUUUGUGGCACAAUGCCAUGCUCAUUCUGCAUCUGCUCGUAGUACCUCUUCCCUUUGUCUACAAAACCAGCAUGCGCGCAGGCUGAAAGCACGCCGACGUAUGUUAUAUGGUCUGGUUUCACGCCGACACGAACCAUUUCUUCAAAAAGGACAACGGCUUGUUCUCCCAAACCAUGCUGUGCCAUAGCCACGAUCAUUGAUGUCCAUGUAAUCGUUUCCUUGCGCCAGCAAAUCUGAUCAAACACCCUUCUGGCCAGUGGCACACUGCCUGACCUUGCAUACACUGUGAUAAUGGCAUUACUGACAGAGACAGAUUGCUCCUGCAAGGAUCUGAUAGCCUUGCAGUGGAUCUGUUUUCCGUAAUCAAGAUAUGCCAAGCUUGCACAGGCACUGAGAACAGCAGCAAGCGUAUGACUGUUUGGUUCUGGGCCAAUCAAGAUCAUUGACCUGAAGAGCUCCAUGGCUUCAUCAUUCUGACCAUUCUGAUGAUAGCCAACAAUCAUAGCAGUCCAGGCAAUGACAUCUCGAUUGUUCAUAAUGUCGAAGAUUUCCCUUGCCUGCUUUGUGUCCCCAAGCUUGACAUAGCCUUCCAGGAGAGCCGUGAAGGAGAUAACAUUCAAAUCAGCGACCACUGCCUGGUCCAUGAUCCUCCUUGCAGUCUCAACACUUCCGGAUUUUGCAUAGGUUGAGAUGAGAGCAUUCAUAAUCUGACUGCUGCACGGCAUUCCAGUUCUCAAGAUGUAAGAGUGCAUCUGCUUUCCCAUCUUCAGCAUACGAAGGUUAGCGCAAGCUGAUAGGACACUGGUUACCGUGAAUGCAUCUGGCUCCAUGGAAGAAGCACUCAGCAUUCGUGAGAAGAACUUCAAUGCCAUGCCAUCAAGCCCAUUCUGGUUAUACCCUGCUAUGAUGGUGUUCCAAGAGACAAUGCUUCGUUCUACCAUGUUCUCGAACAUGGACACAGCAAGCUCCAUCCUCCCCUGGUGGGUGUACAGCGAUACCAUGACAUUCCAGCUUGACACACUCCGCACCUGCAUCCUCUCAAACACAGCCCUUGCUGUCUCAGCAUCCCCACACUUGCCAUACAUGUAGAGCACGGAGUUGGCCACGGGCACGCAGCUGCUCAGCCCCAGCUUGACCACGAAGGGGUGGACCUUUCUCCCAACCCCGCAGGCCUCCAUCGCAGCGCACGAUGAAAGCACGUUCGUGAGUGUGAACUGCGACGGCGCAAACCCUUCACUGACCAUGUCCAGGAAUGUCUUCACAGCGUCCCAGAAUCGGCCGGAGCGGUUGAGCCCGACGAUCAUGAUGGUCCAGGACACGGCGUCCCGGUCGGGCAUUUCGGCGAACACGACGUGGGCGUCAGGGAGGCGGCCGGACUUGGCGUACAACGACAGCAGCGAGUUCCACGUGAACGCGUUCCGCCGCGCGUACGGUAUGUCGUCGAACAGGCACCGCGCCUCGCGGAAGCAACCACGACUCACGCCCACGCUGGCGUAGUAGGCGAGGAGGUUGUUGCAGAGGUAGGUGCUGACGAGGAGGCCCGCCUUGACGGCGUGCGCGUGGAUGGCCCGCCCUGCGGACGGGUUGACCGCGGUACGGCAGAGCUGCAGGAGCCGCGCGUAGUGGUCGGUGGCCGUGGCGGCCGCGGCCGUUGUUGCCAUGGUUGCCGGCCGCGCCGCGGCGGUCCCGGCUGCCAUGGGCCAUGGCGGCAUUUUGCAUGGCCUGGAAGAGCUUCGUUGCCCCUUGUGGUUGUCGAUCCCGUGGAACGCUACCAGUUUAGAGCUUAAAGUCCAUGGACCUCCAAACUCUAGACGGGUUGACUCAUUUGGAAAAGAUUCAUGGGCCGCAACAUGGACUUUAAGCCCACUUGAACUGUCCUCGCCGGUCGCCGCAACUCGGGAAAGUGCACCAAUGAUUGAGACCCGACUCGUCGUCGUCGGUCCUCUCCCCACAUUCCUUAGCUCUGCCCUCCGCCCCUCCCAAAUCCAUUCACUACCGCCGGCGCCGGAUCCAAUAGGAGGAGGAGGAAGAUGACUGUGGGCAUGAUCAACGCAAACCCGGUGGUGCACGAGCGGCCGGAGCGCGCCUCGCACCCCCACGCCGCCGAUGUGCUCGACCCUCUCGAUGUCUUUGGCGGGCUUUCGUGGUGCGGUGCGUCAGAUACGGUGCGGGACAUCAAGGACCCGGAGCACCCGUACUCCCUGGAGCAGCUCAGCGUGCUGUCGGAGGAGUCCGUCUCCGUUGACGAGACGCUCGGACGCAUCCAGAUAACCUUCACUCCAACUGUGCAGCACUGCAGUAUGGCCACAGUCAUUGGCCUGUGCCUCCGACUUAAGUUGAUGCAGAACUUCCCUCCACAUUUCAAGGUUGACAUCAAAGUUGCUCCAGGAUCUCUUGCUAAUGAAGAAUCAGUAAACAAGCAACUGAACGACAAGGAGAGGGUUGCAGCAGCCUUGGAGAACCCCAACCUACGCCAGCUGGUCGAUGAAUGCUUAUGCUUCAAUGAUCCAUACUCACGUUAACUUGUUCCAUGCUGCUUCACAAGUCGCAACCCUGCCUGCUGUACAGUAGUAACCAUGCAUGCUGUAGUCUGCCCUAUAUGUUGACGCUGUCGUUGUACCUGGCAACGUGUAAUUAACUGCCCCGGAGACAUCUGUUUUUGCCAUCUUUAAAACGUAUGGAUCUCAAUAAUAUGACAAGAGUUGCCUGCUUAUGUGACAUUAGCAUCCAAAAGCAAGUGUCAUUUAAUGUAAAAUCUUGGUCUUUGUUGGUCAUCUGUAUCGGACGUCAAUUCUGAUCUUGAUAUGUUCGGUUCUGGAA